This is a messenger RNA of Maylandia zebra (zebra mbuna), 3162 nucleotides long. Lineage: Eukaryota; Metazoa; Chordata; Actinopteri; Cichliformes; Cichlidae. The record is from RefSeq and is a predicted model, not a curated record.
GAGCACUCCAGAACGUCAAGUCCUAACUGGCAGACCGGUACAAAAGUCAGUGAAGUCGUUCAGUCUUCAGUACACAUACCCCAAAUGUCUUAAACCAAAGGUUAUUUCAGAUAUGGAUCCGGCACAAAACACAAUUGAAGACAUAAUGCUGAGAAUCUGUCACCUUGAAAAUGUUGGAAACACCAAAGGAGUUUGUCUCUACACAGUAGAUGGGAUGCCCUUGACAGACGAUCCCUUCUUCAACACAUGGUCUUUGAAAGAAAGACACAUUGAAAAUGGAGCUGUAAUUUAUGCUAUUUUUACUCCGAGGGAAAACUUGACAGAGGCUCCAAAAAUGCUAAGACAAGAGUCUGGCAAGACCUCUGGGACAGAUGUCAUUCGAUGUCACAUCAUGCUCAAGGGAAACUUUGAGAUUAUGGUGAAUUUGGAAACUGACACAAUCGCAACUCUAAAAGUGAUCCUGUCAAAUGCAAGUGGAAUACCAGCACAUGUCCUCCAUCCCAGAGGUAUUCAUUCUGGUGCUGUUACACUCCAAAAGUGUGGAAUCUCUGAUGGGUCAACUAUUGCCUUCGCUCUGUCCUCGUUUACUGAAGAGACUCCCCUUGAAACUUUCUACAUCAAUGAUGUCGUGCCUUCAGUCCAACAAAGCCAGAAAGGAAUCAGUGUGUUCCUGUCUUCUCUUUAUGCUGUUGCGAAAGACCUUUCUGAAAUAAUCCGGAACAAACUGAUCGCAUACAUACGAAAAUUGACGGGAUGUAACCCCCUCACCCAAAGUUUGCAUCAGUUACUCUGCAGGAAUGAAAGGAUGACCAGGAACCAGAAGAUUGCAGUUGUUGAGGGCUUAUACAUGCUCUUCAGGGAGUUAUUGCCCCAGCAAGCAACACAGCGAGGGAAAAAAAUCAUAGAGGACCAGGAUGUCUUUGAAAAUUCAUUGUACUGCUGGGCACAUCUCCUUUCAAAAAUUGAGAAACAAGCAUCAAACCAUGAAGUCUAUGCUCCCAUCUCUCUCGUGUCCAAAGAUGGUGACCAUUUCUGCGAACCUGUCAGAGUACCUGGAGUACCAGAUGUCUUUGAAAGGGCGUACGUCCUUCAGAAAAUCAAAGAUGGAGAGAAAAUUCCAAAUUGCACCGAAGAGCCUUUACAAGAAUUCUCACUACAGAGAGCCACUGACAUUGAGAAAAUCCUGCUCAGCAUUCCUCGAUUUGUCCGAACGUAUCCUCUGUGGAGUCACCACGACAAGACAUCUGGUCAGAACUUUCAGGUGAAUAUUCAGUGGACUUUUGGCAGCAUGGUGGAACGUUUGAAGUCUUUCCCUCGCCUUAAUGUGACCCCACCUCUACAUCUGAAGGACCUGGGACAUUAUCAGAGCUGCCUUGUUCUACUUAGUGAAGAUAAUCUGGGCAUUUAUUUGCAUAAAAACAAAGGAGCAGCUGAUAUGAUCGAAGUGCACAAUUGUCUGGAUGGAAAAGUAAAAACGAUGGAUUUAAACUUGCUAGCAGCCAACACUGGCGACCACAGAGACGACCAGUCAUUUGUUACAACCAGGACUCCAGAAGAGGCAAUACUGGUACUGAUCGAUACAAGCUCCUCGAUGGAAGAGGAGUGCUACGAAAAUGCAGAAAUAAAGAAAAUCAAUGCUGUCAAAGAGCUCUUUGACAACUUUGCCACGAGGAGCAUGGCGUAUGAUUUCCAUCACGUCAUUGGUCUUGUAAAGUUUGACUCCAUGGUGAAAAUCCUCCACACAUUCACAGAAAAUCUGGAGAAGUUCAAGUUCCACACACGUAACCUUGAGGCGAGCGGAUGUACUCUGCUGUACGACGCGCUACGACGUGCAGCUUCAGAGCUGGAAAAGAUCAAGGCGAGCUUCCCAGAUUGUAGACUCCGCGUCCUGUGCCUCACAGAUGGCAAUGAUUCUGGGUCCUUUAUGGACCCAGUUGCUGUGACAGCCAAGCUGCUGAAAUCAAACGUCACUGUGGAUUCAAUCCUUCUUGGAAAUGUGGAAAACAACAUGCUCCAUGGAAUCAGCAAUGCAACAGGUGGCUGCUGUUUCAAACCACAGACAGUCAAAGAUGGUCUGAAACUCUUUGAGAUCGAGACAGUUCUUUCUCUGGAACAGAGGAAGCCCAAGAAAAAACUUGACCCUUCUUCCAUCACUGAGGGAAUACUUAAAAGCAUGUUUACUACUCGGGGCUAUGAUGAAUAUCCAGAGACAUCCUUGCCAAGCCAGAUAAACAGCAAAGUGACGGUGACAGAAAGUGCUCUGAAAAAGAAGAUUCGGGAGGCAAAGGAUGGUCGUUUCAUGGAGAAGGACAAACGUAUCGUGGAGGAGCUCAAGUGCCUGCAUUGUGACCCUCAUCCUUUCUUUAGAGUCUAUCCAUCAGAGUCAGACUUAACGUUCUGGAGGAUUCUCAUGCAAGGACCUCCUGACACACCAUAUGAGAAAGGAGUGUUUGAGCUGUACUGCCAGUUUGGUCCUGAAUACCCAGUGAAGCCUCCGCUCGUUCGCUUUGUCACACGUGUGUACCACUGCAAUGUCAACAGUGUUGGCCGCAUCUGCCACAACAUAUUUGAUCGCAGCUACAACGCCCACGUCACCAUGAGGGACAUAUUUGAUGCUGUGUAUGGACUCCUCAUCAUCCCUGAGCCUGAUGACCCACUGGACAGCAUUUUAGCUGAGGAAUUCCUGACAAGCCGCGAGACGUACGAACGAGAAGCCAGAAAGCACACAAGAGAACAUGCUGGAAAGUCAAUGGAUAGCAUGGAGGAGAAACUGGUUGAUCCUGUGCCAGAGUUUCUACCACAACAUCUGAUUUGUCCUCUAACCAAGAAGAUGUUUGUUGAUCCUGUGAAAACAGUAUAUGGUACUGUGUAUGAACGGAAAGCCAUUGAGGAACACCUCAAACAACACCGGUAUGAUCCGAUGGCUGGCCCAGGAAAUGAGCUUUAUGCGAGUGACAUGAUGGCGGACAGGGACAUGAAGAAAAUGGUGAUGGAUCAUCGAGCUCGCCAAAUUCAGUGAAUGUGGGAGGGAACAGACUGGCUGAAGAUUAGCUAGACUUCUAUAGGGGUUUCUUUUUUUCUUUUUCUCUCAGCUUGUUGGUGCUGUGGCGUUUCUAUCACACAAGUUCUAAACAAGUUACCAAGUUAGUGAAGUCUCAGGUC